AUGGACCCAAUCCUUCGUGAAGUAGUCAUUUGCAAAGACGUUUUGCAGGUCCUAGAGAAAAAUGGCCUGUCAAAAAUCAACGAAUUUGUUCUACUAGGGGUUAACAUCAAUGAAGAAAAUUUGUUCAAAACCUAUGUAAUUGGUUUUGUGGAUUCAUCUUUCAAUGUAGACGAUAACUGUCCUCACAAUUUGACCACCUGCGGCUUGGCAGGAAAUGCUGAUCUAAUUGAAAAUGUCCAGGAGUAUUUGAAUAAUGAUCAAUUUAAUGAAAAUUAUUCACUUUAUUUGAACAUAGUUGGUUCACAAGUAAAACUUUGGGGGUUAAAAAAGAUUGAUAAUGCCAUUCAAUCUGAAAAACUUGAGUUUCAAGUUCAAAUCAAAGAGGAAAUAAGCAAGAAUUUAUUAUAUUUUAGAACUUGUAUGAAAUUGGAAAUUGACAGAAAAAUUAAUGAUUUUGACUCAUUAUAUACUACAAGUUUAUUAGAAAAAAAGAUUGGUUUGAAACCACUUUUUUAUAUUAAAGAAAGUAAACAGUACUUGGGAAAAUCAGAAGAUAAAGAAACUAUUAAUGGAAUAAAAGUAAAAUCAAAUAAGUUGGAUUAUGAAGUUUUAAAUAUAUCUGUUUAUCAAAAUUUAUCAAAUGCACCAACUGAAAACACAGAUAUAUCUGAAUUCCCUAUAAUUCAUCAAACAAAUGAACCCUUUGAUGAAGAACUUAUUUGUUGUCAGCUAGACACUUUAUGUGUGGUUCCUAAGAGGGCCACAUAUGCACAGGCAUACAAUCUGAUUUAUGAUAGUAUAGUCAAGAAUGUUCAAUCAAUUCAAUCAUUUUUGGUUUCAAAUCCCAAGGAUCUCCCUGCUGUUCAUCAUUUCUUGCCUGAUACAUUGUGCCAUUUUCUAACAAUUGUCUGUUCUCACAAUCAAAUAGAUUCGUAUAGUAAUUUAAGAAAAAAAUUACACAAUGCUUUUCAUUUAUCCAUGGAUAGACCAUUGUUUCGUAUAUCAAAUGCUUAUCAAUUUGAUGCUAAGCCACCUGUAAAUGAUGAAGGACUUUUAACAAAUGUACAUGAAGGUCUAUCUCCUUCAGGAAUAAAAAAUGGAAGAAAAUCAUUAAUUCAGGGAACAUAUACAUUUUACCACUACGGUCAAGGUGGUUUUAACGAUCAUCAGUGGGGUUGUGCCUACAGAUCUUUACAAACAUUAUAUUCUUGGUUUAAGUGGCAAGGAUGGACCAAUAAACCUGUGCCUUCCAUUCGUGACAUACAGCAAAUUUUAGUUGAUUUGGGUGACAAAAAUAAACCAUUUGUUGGUUCUAGUGAAUGGAUUGGUUCAAUGGAAGUUUCUUUUGUAUUAAAUGCACAUUUAGAUGUGACAUGUCGAAUAAUGUCUUUGAGGCAAGGUGAUACGUUAAAUUCAGUGUGUCUUGAGCUGUCUGAACAUUUUGAUAGACACGGAACUCCUGUGAUGAUAGGCGGUGGAGUACUUGCUCACACUAUUUUAGGAGUAGACAUCAAUGAAGAACUGGGUGAAGUUAAGUUUUUGGUUUUGGAUCCUCACUAUACAGGCUCUGACAAUAUAAAAAGUAUUCACGGUAAAGGAGUUUGUUGGAAGGAAGCGUCAUUUUGGAAAAAAGAUACAUUUUAUAAUCUUUGUUUACCAUUGAGUUUUAAUGGCAUAUAA
Molecule: messenger RNA, 1680 nt
Organism: Macrosiphum euphorbiae (potato aphid)
Lineage: Eukaryota; Metazoa; Arthropoda; Insecta; Hemiptera; Aphididae
Source: the annotation of a GenBank genome assembly